Molecule: messenger RNA, 1851 nt
Organism: Perca fluviatilis (European perch)
Lineage: Eukaryota; Metazoa; Chordata; Actinopteri; Perciformes; Percidae
Gene: vopp1b
Product: VOPP1 WW domain binding protein
Exons: 5
Coding region: 1-519 (172 amino acids)
Cellular component (GO): cytoplasmic vesicle membrane
Source: RefSeq, a predicted model, not a curated record
AUGAGGAAUCCACUGUCCGAAGUGGCCCUGACAUUAUGGCUAUUUCUGGAGUGUGUAGAAGCCAAAAAGUACUGCUGGUAUUUUGAAGGCGGAUACCCCAUCUACUUCAUAUGUCGCUCCUAUGAGGAUUGCUGUGGGACUCGCUGCUGUGUGAGAGCCCUGUCCAUCCAGAGACUAUGGUACUUCUGGGUGCUGCUGAUGAUGGGAGUAUUGUUCUGCUGUGGUGCUGGCUUCUUUGUCCGCAGAAGAAUGUAUCCAUCCCCUCUGAGAGACGAGCCAGCUUUCAACGUCUCCUUCACCAGGCAGCCUGUCAGCACACCAGUUUCCCAGCAGCCAGGGGGUAUGCAGGGUUUUGGGGUUAACGGGAUGACAGGUGGCGACACAGGGGUUACCAUGACACACCCGGCACAGCCUGGCUCCGCCCAUAUGAUGAUGGGCGCCUACCCUCCACCUCCGUCCUACUGCAACCACCCGCCUCCGUCCUACGAACAAAUAUUUCAAAACAGCGACAAGAAGUAACUUCCACAAGGAACUCGGGAUAUGGUACUUGGCAAGGAAAAAGGGAAGGAGGACACGAGAGGCUGAAUUUUCAGGAAGUUUGGAUGAAGAUCAGGAAGAUGAAAGCCUGCCAAUUGAUGCAAUUCAACUGUUUGUGGAUGUAAGACUUGGAAGACACACAAUCUCUUGUCCUGGGGAUACAGUAACCAGAAUCUAGAUGCACAAACACACUCUUUUACUCACACACACUGCUUCAUCUGCAGUGCUUCAUAUGCUCUUGAUUUAUGUGGAUCUAUGUGUACAGUGAUAAUCCCAGCCUUGUUGAACUGAAGACGAGCUAGGAUGCACCCGUUCAGGUUUUGGAUUCACCCACUGUCACCUGUCUCCUCCACCUUCCCAAUGCAACUACAGCUAUAACUUUGCAGAAUGGAACAGAAAAUGACAAAACUCAAACUCAUAAUGUAUUAAAAUGCUGGAUACUGUUUGUCUCAAUGGACAAUGUUUAAAUAAUUGUUUAGAAAUACUUUCAACUGAACAGCUGACAAAUGUAAUCAACAUUUUGUAAAGGACUAUCUCUGUACAAACCAUUCUAAAAAGCAAUUUCAAGGAUGGCAUUGACUUAUUUUCCAUCCAGCAUUUUACUGCAAGAUGGGCUCUUUACUAAGCAAUGAGUUCUUGAUCCAUUUUUUAUUACAGUGUGUGUAGUCCCGUUAUGUAAUGACAUAAUGAUCUGCUCCAGCAGUCACUUGCUCAUGCUCUGUUAGCAGCAAUGAAGACUUUAGUUGACUACAAGAUGAAUCGGACAAGUACAGAGUGACGCUGAGAUGGAAAAGUGGCAGAUGUAUGCCACUCCAUUUCUGGUGUCCUAUGCUGUGGUAUGUCUCUUUGCUGGUUGGUAUGUUGCUGCUGUUCAUAUGGGAAAUGUCCCUUUUGUUCCACCACACCCCACUGGCAUAUCGAGAUUCUGCCACUGACAUGUGCCCCUCUUCAUGGCAUAACAUUAUACUGGAAGAUAACCACUCCUUCAAUGCAGCUGUCAUUGAUGUAAUAAACACUAUACUUUUCUGGCAGUUAGUCUAUCCCUAGCUACAUAUUAAUCCAAUGGAAUCGCCAACAAUAAUGGAUUUACUCACAGGGCAAAAGUAAAUCCAUGCAAAGUUGAGUUUGGGCCACCAAAUUUACGCCACUUAUCAAAAACAAAUUGACUUGACGGUGCUGACUUACGAUAGCUAUCCACCGGCCAGCUAGUGUGUUGGCAGUUAGCUCACCAGCAGAACAGUAGUUCACCAACUAGCCAUGGUAGUGUUGUGAAUAUGUCACCAAGCUUUUGGAAUAAAAUAUUUUGCAAAGACA